Molecule: messenger RNA, 445 nt
Organism: Microcebus murinus (gray mouse lemur)
Lineage: Eukaryota; Metazoa; Chordata; Mammalia; Primates; Cheirogaleidae
Gene: COX7C
Product: cytochrome c oxidase subunit 7C
Biological process (GO): mitochondrial electron transport, cytochrome c to oxygen
Cellular component (GO): respiratory chain complex IV
Source: RefSeq, a predicted model, not a curated record
UUUCCCAUCUUUCUUUUCGGCCCUUGCGCGCUUGGGAACAAGGUCGUGAAGAAAGGACUUAGUGUAGAACCGCCAUUUCCUUCGUCUUCUUUCUCCGCGCGUUUCGCGGAGCUGUCGACAGCGCCAUGUUGGCACAGAGCAUCCGGAGGUUCACAACCUCUGUGGUCCGUAGGAGCCAUUAUGAGGAGGGCCCAGGGAAGAAUUUGCCGUUUUCUGUGGAAAAUAAGUGGCGGUUACUAGCUAUGAUGACUGUGUACUUUGGAUCUGGAUUUGCUGCACCUUUCUUCAUUGUAAGACACCAAUUGCUUAAGAAGUAAAGAUGUUUUAAUUCAUCCUUUAACAGAUAUGAAAAGCAUUUUAAGAGGUGCAAUCUUUGAAAAAUGGAUCAAACUCUUGAACUCAUGGCAUACUAGAUAUGUUUGUAAAUAAACUUAAGAUAUGAAUA